AGCUGCUUCUCUUGCACAGUUUGUUUGAAUAAAUUUCAUUUUUUUUUCACUCUCUGGGGUUUUUCUUGAAUUCUUGGUAGAUUUCUCCCUUUGAGAAAAAACCAUCUAUAUAUAUUAAAAUUACAUAAAGGUGAGAGCUUUUGUAUUUCUUAUGGGGGUGUGAAUUCUCAAGCGAAGCGGAAGUCUCUGUUUCACACCUUUCAAUCGCCAAACCAUGGAAGGAGAAUCUAGGUCUUGAGUCUUGACAGCUCCAAAGUAUAAACAGGUCUGUUUCUUAGUCAUUUUUUAUUUUUUUUACCCCUCAAUUCUUGAUCGUUCUGUAAUGGAAUAACUCUAUCUGUUCUUACACUUAAUUGGGCUUUCUCCCAUUCUCAAUCAGUUUCAGAAUACCCGGCUGGGUCUGAUCUCUUGGGUCUGUUCUAUUUCUGAUAGAUUGAAUGUUGAGAUGUUGAAAUUUUAAUAAAAAAAGCCCUUUUGGAUUUUGUGGGUGUUUUGAAAUAUGGGAUUUUGACCACAUAUGCAUUUUCAUUUAUCUUGAAGAUCUAUACUCGAGCUAGAAGAUUUUCUGAGAUAUUUUGAGUUUUGUGGUUUGUGUAGACUUGGCGUAUUGGGUUUCGGAAUUAGGGUUUUGGGAUACCAUGGAAGAGGUUGAAGAAGCUAACAGGUCAGCUGUGGAGAGCUCCCACAAAGUGUUAAGUCUGUUGAGUUUGCCCCAAGAUCAGGUUCAGUAUAGAAAUCUAAUGCUGGAAACUGGAGAGGCUGUGUUUAGGUUUAAGAAGGUUGUUUCUCUUCUCAAUACUGGUUUAGGUCAUGCAAGAGUCAGAAAGCUCAAGCAGUUACCAAACUCAUGUCCCAAGAGUAUUCUUUUAGAUUAUCAACAGAAUAGAACAGACAAUCCAUCCAAAACUCUGCAGUUACUUCAGUCUAGUUUUCAAGAGAACCCACUUGAGGGAUUAGGCUCAAAUGCUAAGAACUCUCUGUAUAUGGGAAACCCAACUUUGGAAUUGAGCUCAAAUGGGAAAAGUCUUCUGCAGCUUGCUCAACAGACAACAUCAUCAUCACAGUAUAACUUGCUCCAACAGCAGCAACAGCUACAGCAAAGGUUGCAACUUCACCAGCAGCAGCUGAAACAACAAGCUGAGAUGAUGUUUCGUAGGAGCAACAGUGGUAUAAACCUGAAUUUUGAUAGUUCUAACUGCACACCCACAAUGUCAUCCACUAGGUCCUUCAUAUCUUCCUUAAGCAUAGAUGGUAGUGUGGCUAAUAUGGAUGGAAGUGCCUUCCACUUGAUGGAGUCUCAUCGUGCCUCUGACCAAAAUACACAGCAAUACAAGAGGAAGUGUUCUGGAAAGGGAGACGAUGGAAGCGUGAAAUGCGGAAGCAGCAGUAGAUGUCACUGCUCAAAGAAGAGGAAACAUCGGGUGAAAAGAUCAAUCAAGGUUCCUGCUAUCAGCAACAAGCUUGCCGAUAUCCCUCCUGAUGAAUAUUCGUGGAGAAAAUACGGUCAGAAGCCCAUAAAGGGUUCUCCUCACCCUAGGGGAUAUUAUAAAUGUAGCAGCAUGAGAGGUUGUCCUGCAAGGAAGCAUGUGGAGCGGUGCUUGGAAGACCCGUCCAUGCUUAUUGUGACCUACGAAGGGGAGCAUAACCAUCCAAGAAUACCAUCACAGUCUGCAACAACAUAAUCCUCAAGAAGAGCUUCACUAAAAUGCAUCAACCCCCCCUUGUGCAAUUUAUGUCACUGUUAUUUGUGAUUGGCUUGAAUGGCUCCUGGACUUUUUUUGCGUAGUUUGAGUAUGACAUAUAGCGGGAGCAUUGUGGCUUUUGGAAAUUGGCAUUCCGAUCUUUUUGAACUGUUUGGCAGGUGGGUGUAAAGCCUUGCAAUGAACUGAAGAACAAUGUGGAUUUUGGGGGGUGUUGAAUUGUAAGGGAUCUUUCAUGGAAAUCAAUGUUUUAAGCAUUUGAUUAGUUUCAUUAA
Tripterygium wilfordii is the source of this 1975-nucleotide messenger RNA. RefSeq names its product probable WRKY transcription factor 21. NCBI's taxonomy places the organism in Eukaryota, Viridiplantae, Streptophyta, Magnoliopsida, Celastrales, Celastraceae. The record is from RefSeq and is a predicted model, not a curated record. Gene Ontology annotation, biological process: regulation of DNA-templated transcription. Bases 639 to 1682 code for a protein of 347 amino acids. Gene Ontology annotation, molecular function: sequence-specific DNA binding; DNA-binding transcription factor activity. The transcript has 3 exons.